CACUCAAACACGCGUAAAUGCGAUACUCCCUUCCCAUAUUGUCAUCAGCUGCUGCUACCAAACGCCCGUUUAUCACAGCCUCUACUCUUACCACCAGUUUCUUAAUUUCAUUCAUGGGUUCCCUCAUCAGCUUGGCUCCCGCACAACCACAGCGCUACCAAAGCGUUGUUGUGAUGCGGCAUGGGGAACGAAUGGACAACUUCGUGGAGUCCUGGCUCUCGAAAGCCGCCAGGCCAUGGGACCCACCCCUGUUCGAUGAUGGACACUCUCGGUCCUUCCGCACGGGCAUGGAGCUCCGGACCCAGCUCGGGUAUCCAAUCCAUCGAGUCAUUGUCUCUCCGUUCUUGCGAUGCGUCGAGACUGCUUCUGAAGUGGCCUCUGCUCUAUGUGCCAUUGAUGAGAAUUCCGAUGCUGUCUCUGGGACCGAUGUACCAAUUGACCCAUCAAAGAUCAAGGCUUCUAUUGAGUAUGGACUGUGUGAGAUGUUCAACAACGUGGCCAUCAGAACGCCUCCUGAGAAUAAGGAUCAAUGGGGAUUCAAGCUCCCAGAGAUCCAGUCGAAAUUACAGGCAGGCACUGUGGAUCCUGAAUAUGAACCAGUUUUCCAAAAGUUGCCGAAAUGGGGAGAGACGAGUUCGGACGCAAGAGCUCGAUAUGAACGAGUUAUUCACGCCCUCGCUGAUAAGUACCCUUCAGAGAAUUUGUUGCUUAUCACUCAUGGAGAAGGACUGCGGGCUACAGUUUCGACUUUCUUGAAUGGCACGAAAAUACGCAAAGUCGAGUAUUGUGCCUAUGUCAAGCUUCAACGACAAGUUACCCCAAAGGAGGACAACACCUUUACUGCAGGAAAAUUCGAUGUGGUCUCCCACCACGGUUACUUGCUGAGAAACGAUGACGCAUAGAUUUGUUGGCAUGGACUACCCAGUUUGAUUGUUUGAUCCUUGCAAGCGUGGGGAAAAGGAAGAAAAGAAGUUAAUAUGGUUUACCUUUAUUUAUAGUUUCCUUGUAAUUGAUAAGCACCUGGUGCUUUAUCUUUUGGUUUAUUUAUUUUAUUUAUUUUUUUCCAAGUACGUAUGAGAUCCAAGCAGAAAAUGAUUUUCUUCUAUUUCAAAAAACACCGAUAUUUUCUUGUAAUUUUCAUUAUCUAUUCAUGCUACUUUGAAAAUCUAAUGAUUUAUCCAACUGGCACUGGGGUUGGUUGAACUCCGGGGAUGCAUGGAAA
Punica granatum (pomegranate) is the source of this 1222-nucleotide messenger RNA. NCBI's taxonomy places the organism in Eukaryota, Viridiplantae, Streptophyta, Magnoliopsida, Myrtales, Lythraceae. The record is from RefSeq and is a predicted model, not a curated record.